AUGGCGAAGCGCGGCGCGCGGCGGCGGAGCGCGGGGAGCGGACCCGGCGCCGGCGGCCCCCGGGGCCCCGCGCGGCCGCGGCCGGGGCCGCUGCUGCUGGCGGCGCUGGCGCUGCUGGGCGCGGCGCGGGCGCGGGCGCCGGCGGGCGGCGGCUUCAGCCUGCACCCGCCCUACUUCAACCUGGCGGAGGGCGCCCGCAUCGCCGCCUCGGCGACCUGCGGGGAGGAGGCCCGCGCGCGCGGCGCCCCGCGCCCCACCGAGGACCUCUACUGCAAGCUGGUGGGGGGCCCCGUGGCCGGCGGGGACCCCAACCAGACCAUCCAGGGCCAGUACUGUGACAUCUGCACUGCUGCCCACAGUAACAAGGCACACCCCGUGAGCAACGCGGUGGACGGCACCGAGCGCUGGUGGCAGAGCCCUCCGCUCUCCCGGGGCCUGGAGUACAACGAGGUCAACGUCACGCUGGACCUGGGCCAGGUCUUCCACGUCGCCUAUGUGCUCGUCAAGUUUGCCAACUCCCCUCGGCCAGACCUGUGGGUGCUGGAGCGCUCCACGGACUUCGGCCACACCUACCAGCCCUGGCAGUUCUUCGCCUCCUCCAAGAGGGACUGUGUGGAGCGGUUUGGGGCCCGGACCCUGGAGCGGAUCACGCGGGAUGACGACGCCAUCUGUACCACCGAGUACUCCCGCAUAGUGCCGCUGGAGAACGGCGAGAUUGUGGUGUCCCUGGUGAACGGACGCCCCGGGGCCAUGAACUUCUCCUACUCCCCCCUGCUGCGAGACUUCACCAAAGCCACCAACAUCCGGCUGCGCUUCCUGCGCACCAACACCCUGCUGGGCCACCUCAUGGGCAAGGCGCUGCAGGACCCCACCGUCACCCGCCGGUACUAUUACAGCAUCAAGGACAUCAGCGUCGGCGGGCGCUGCGUCUGCCACGGCCACGCGGACGUCUGCGAUGCUAAGGACCCCUCGGACCCUUUCAGGCUGCAGUGUGCCUGCCAGCACAACACGUGCGGGGGCUCCUGCGAC
Perognathus longimembris pacificus (Pacific pocket mouse) is the source of this 1029-nucleotide messenger RNA. Its product is annotated as laminin subunit alpha-5-like. The transcript has 7 exons. Lineage: Eukaryota; Metazoa; Chordata; Mammalia; Rodentia; Heteromyidae. The record is from RefSeq and is a predicted model, not a curated record. Gene Ontology annotation, biological process: axon guidance. The annotation marks the transcript as partial. Gene Ontology annotation, cellular component: basement membrane.